Molecule: messenger RNA, 5048 nt
Organism: Zootoca vivipara (common lizard)
Lineage: Eukaryota; Metazoa; Chordata; Lepidosauria; Squamata; Lacertidae
Source: RefSeq, a predicted model, not a curated record
AAUGUUUUCAGAAGAAUCAGAUUAUAAACAGCAAAGUAGAUUGAACAUGUCUGCCCAAACUCUUUUAAACUUGGGUAGCGGAAAGAGUAUUGUGGAAUAAAUUAAAUUGAGAUGUUAUAUCUCAAAUCCUCCUUGUUUGUAGGUGUAGGCUGGGGAUCUAAUUAACGUUUAAGGAAAAUUCAUUCUUUCCAGAUGGAAACCUUUGCCCCAGUUACUACAGAUAAAAAACAAAUAUACAAAAACACUUGUAGUGAUGAUGAAAUACCUCGUCAUCAGGGCUUCAGAUGCAUUGAUACUGCUUCCAGAGUCCAAUAACAGGAAAUGUUAACAAUCAUUUUCAGACACCAUCAUUUACUGACAGAUUUCUUAUACUUUGACAAUUAGAGAUGACCUCAGUAGGAAAGGAAAUAAAUGCUGGCCCAACUUCAAAUAAUGCGAGGGAACCUCUGAAACAGAUGUUGAGAACCCAACAACAUGGUUUAUUAAAUACUUGAAGCAAAAGCAAGUAUAAAUUAUGGCAAGGAUCUCUUUAACCUGAACUUUACUUUCCUGUUCACUCUGAAUAUUUGAAAAGUAGCAAUGUGGGCACUUCAAAAUAAGUUGGCAAACAGAAAAAUUGUAUAAUUUUAUAACUUGUAGGCCAGUUUUAUAAGACUGUAUCCUGUGAAAAACAAGAAUUUCCUUGUUACAGUGUCCAGGCAGUUCUCUAAAGUGCAGUCAGCUGGGCAAUAUGGGAUUAUUUCCACAACUGAAUACAGUGCUACCUUGGUUCUCAAACGCCUUGGUAUUCAAAUGCCUUGGUUCCCAAAUGCUGAAAACCCAGAAGUAAGUGUUCCGGUUUUCGAAUGUUUUUCGGAAGCCGAAUGUCCGAUAUGGCUGUCGGCUAUUGUUUCUGGGGCUUCUGCACUAAUCAGAAGCUGCGCCUUGGUUUUCAAACAUUUUGGAAGUCAAAUAGACUUCCGGAACGCCUUAAGUUUGGUGCAUUUGUUUUUGCUAUUUAUUUUGCCUUUUUGCUUUUGAGGCUUUUCCGGUUAAUUUGUUUUUGUGACUGUGUGGAACCCAGUUCAGCUACUGAUUAAUUGUGUGACUGCAGAAAUGGAUAAAAGCCCCCCAUCCAAACAAUGACUAUCAUCAGUGCAGGUAAGAAAAAAUAAAUAAAUUAUUUUUUUAUCAUCUACAAUCCUGUCUUAUUUAUUUCAUAGUACAGUACAUUGAUUAUUGCUUUCAUUUUAUGGAUCAGUGGUCUCGUUAGAUAGUAAAAUUCAUGUUACAUUGCUGUUUUAGGGGUUGUCUUUAAAAGUCCGGAACGGAUUAAUCCGUUUUGCAUUACUUUCUAUGGGAGAGCGUGCCUUGCUUUUGGAACGCUUUGGUUUUGAAAUGGACUUCCGGAACGGAUUAAGUUUGAGAACCAAGGUACCACUGUAACAAUUUUGCAAGAACUGUGCGCUCUUACUUUUAUGCUAAAGGACCUGCUAAGGAUCCACGAAGCCAAGAAACUGUAUAGCGAAGUCAGUAUUGAAGGCAGGAGCAGUAUAUACUGCAUCUGCUAACCACCCACGAAUAUCUAUUGCUUUUAUCAAUGUGAGGAACAGCUCAAGUGCUUGUGCUUUCAAUAGGUAGAAGGGCUGAGAACAUUUGAGUAGAGAAGGUUUGGAUGCUCCUUUGUAAGUUUAAUGGUGUAAUGUAAAUGGUGAGUCUGGGCUCCUUCAGUCUGUGCUCUUGUGUGUUCUCACUUGCUGCCUGAAUAAAGCAUAUUCUUCUUACUUCUGGGGACAAUUCUCCCUACCUGGAACUGCUUGCCUAAUUAUAUCUAUGGCAGUUCUUCUCACCUCUUCCAUUGCUACUUGGAAAACAUAUGCUUUCUAGUAGCUUUUUCUUUUCUCUGCUUAUCUUUCUGCUUUUUUUCAUUGUGAGCUAUGCUUUUUAUCAGUAAUCCGAGGAAAGAAUGAAAUCACCUAUUUGAAGGUCAAAUAUUAACAAUUCUGGGUAAUAUCCAUCAUUGUGGGUGUGUGGAAUACAAGCUUGUACAAGGGAUAUGUUCCUCCCUCAAAGCUCCCAGUAACCCCCCCCCAAAAAUCAAUUCCAGAGGGCCAGGGGGAAUGUAACAUUGUGCAAUGACAGUUGUUUGGGAUUGCAAGGGGAGAAGGGUCACUUGAAAUAGGGCAGUAAAACUCUGUGCCUGCUGAACUCUCAACCUGAUUUUGAGAGUCCUUCUCCUACAAUCCAAUGCAAUGCUUUAUUAGUUUGCAGGAAAACCGAUCAUCCAUACAAGCAAAAGAGGAAUACGUAACUCUAGUGGCACACCAAAGGCUUCCUCCGUGGCAGACCAUGAGAGUGGUCUAUUGCAGUACUGUAGUGCCCUCUGAUGACGUUACAGUGGUUUACCAAAACGGGUUACCUGUAAUAUCUGUGAAUCUUCCAUCUCGGCGUGAGCGGUGCCAGUUUACACUUAAGCCUAUAUCGGAUUCUGUUGGGGUAUUCUUACGGCAACUACAAGCAGAAGACCGGGGAAUCGACCGAGUUGCCAUUUACUCAUCAGAUGGGACACGUGUUGCCUCUUCAACAGGCAUAGAUCUCCUACUCAUGGAUGAUUUCAAACUAGUAAUUAAUGACUUGACUUACCAUGUCCGUCCACCAAAGAGAGACCUCUUAAGCCACGAAGAUGCAACCACGCUGAAUGAUGUGAAGACAUUGGUUCAGCAGCUAUAUACCACACUGUGUAUCGAGGAACACCAGCUGAAUAAGGAGAAGGAGCUCGUUACACGGCUAGAAGACCUCAAGCAGCAACUAGCGCCCCUGGAGAAGGUUAGGAUGGAUAUCCGCAGGAAAGCAGAGAAGAGGACCACCUGGGUGCUCUGGGGUGGGCUGGCUUACAUGGCCACGCAGUUUGGAAUUCUGGCCCGGCUCACUUGGUGGGAAUACUCUUGGGACAUUAUGGAGCCGGUGACCUACUUCAUCACAUAUGGCAGCGCCAUGGCAAUGUACGCAUACUUCGUAGUAACACGUCAGGAGUAUGUAUACCCAGAUGCCAGAGACCGGCAGUACUUAUUAUUUUUCCAUAAAGGAGCCAGAAAGACGCGUUUUGAUCUAGAAAAAUACAAUCAACUCAAGGAUGCUAUUGCUCAGAAUUGGAUCUUAAGAGGCUUCGAGACCCCUUGCAGGUGCAUUUGCCUGUCCGACAAAUCAGCGAUAAAGACUGACCAGCACAGGUCCUCUGAACCCUGGCAGACUUGGCAAAACGGUUCAUAGCUCUCGCCUCUUUAAUUAAAGCAUUGCUGGUGGAAGCUGGGAGGUCUUGCGAGGGUGGAGGGCUUUUUAAAUCAUUCAAAGCAGAACAAGGACCAUGGCUGGGGAGGGGGUCAGUGUGUUGAACGAGAAGAUCGGGCAUUGUGGGAUGUUAAGUCUUUUCAAAGGGCUUGACAAAUACUGUCACAUUUAAACGUUCUUUCUUCCUGGAUGAAAAUAUAUAUAAGCAAGUCGGCAUUUCAUAAACAGAAUGUAUGGGGGGCAUAUUUUUUCUGGCUUUGCAGUGUCUGCCUCUUGAUGAUGCACCAGCAGACUGCUAAGCUUUUUAAAAGACUUCUCCUCUUUCAAAAUACCAAUAAUAAAUAAUAACAGUGCAUCAAAAAAGUGAAGAAGAAGGGAAAUUGCUGAUCCAAUUGGCCCUACAUGAACAUUGGACCUAGUGUGUCUUUUUUGUAACCUUCAUGUGAAACUGCUUUUUACUUUAAAAGAAAAUGAAGCAGACUUUGUCCUUUAUGGGAUGAUUACAUCACUAUAAUCAGUUUUAUCGAUAUCACAAGCAGAAUAACCCUUGCCCUGAACGUUUGAUAAUUGACACUUUGAAUGACUUACUACAUUCUUAAACUUGAACAUGUCCCACUGCCCUGGAUGUACUUCUAGAUAUAAAUGGUGAUAUUGCAUGAGAGAAUUUUUCAUAUUCAGUCUUAAGGGAGGAAAGUCUCCCCCCUACUCUUUCCACCCCAGAAUCUCGUAGCGACCUGGAUUAAUCAAAUCACAAAGGUUGGUUUAAAUAUAUAUCAUAUUGGGUACUUGACUCAACAAAACCAUGACUCUUUACAGAAAAAAACAUUAGGACAGGUAUAAUUAAAUGUGAUGUUUGCAUAGCAGAGUGAAUGAUGUGUCUGGUCUGGAGUCGCCUGGUCUGGAGACUUUGUCAAAGGCCUGGAGCAGAAGACCACAGAGUUCCACAUUGAUUCACAAGCCCUCUUUUUCUUUGGUAGCUUUAAAAAGAACGCCCCGGUGCCUAGGAUUGCAAACUCCUUUUUAUUAUUGCUGUUAUUAUUUUUAAAAGUUGAGGAAAUGGCACUCCAUCACCCUCCACUUCUUGCAAACCAACUGGGCGGUUCUCUCCCCCCCCCCCCCCAGCGGAUCUUGCAUCCUGCAUGGAGUGGAAUCAGCCUUUUCUUAUCAUCCUGUGAUAAAAACUGUGGGAGACAGGAUGGAAGUUGCAGAAGGGCUCUAAGCUUAAUUCGCAAGAAAGGCCGAGUGUUUCCUUUCAGUUCACUACUUCUCACUGUGUCAAGGCGAGAGGCUCCCACUUUCUGGAGAAACCAUGUUUUAAAGUGUACAAAAUAAAUAUAAACCAGACGCCAGGUGCCUUGCAGAUGUGGAAAUGCAGACGGGACCGUUGCUGCCUCCUCUCACUCGAUGGCAUGUUGGACUGAAUCGAUGCAUGUUCCAAGGUGUUUUUUCUUUCUCUCUCUCUCUCUCCCCCCACCUUUGUCUUUCUGUUCUCAAUUACAUUUUUUAUUUUUGAUUUUUGUUGGGUUUUUUUUAAAAGCAAAACAAAAACAAAAAACAAACCUGUUUUAUCCUCUUUGUAUGCAGCAUUUUAAAAAGGGAAGAAGAUGAGCAGUCCUUAGAGGAACAUUUUAUGUGUGUUUGGGGCGAGGGAGGGGCAUGGAGAAAAAGUCCUUAAAAAUAAAGUAAAAUACUGAACAUGUGUAAAAUCCUGUAUCAUUUAUUAAAUAUGUAUAAAAGAGCAAUGUACUUCUGGAACAAUAAAUAACUAUUCAGUUUUUGAA